Molecule: messenger RNA, 909 nt
Organism: Rotaria socialis
Lineage: Eukaryota; Metazoa; Rotifera; Eurotatoria; Philodinida; Philodinidae
Source: the annotation of a GenBank genome assembly
AUGGGUCUAAAGUCAACAAAAUCGUCAUUAAUAAACGCUAAAUAUUCAUUAACACUUUUGUCAGCAGAUCGUUUUUAUCGUGGUCUUUCAAUAAUUCAAGGUGAAUUUCAAAUAAAUAUUCGUAGAAAACUACGUGUUGAAAAAACAAUUCGCAUUGAUUUAAUCGGCCAAUUGAUUGAAAACAACAAAUCUUCAUCUCAAUCAACAAGUAAAUCAUCACAAUCGAAAGAUCACACAGUUUUUUUUACUUAUUCGUUUCCAAUUGUUACAUCACAUGAAAAUGGUAUUGCAAGAAUAAUAAAAAAUCGUCACACGAAUAUUCCAUUUCGUAUUCCGCUUAGUAUCAAUUUACCACCAUCAUGUGAAUUUAAAGAAUUCUCUGUUGUUUAUUAUCUUUACGUUUAUCACGAUGAAAGAUUAUUGACAAAUAUUCGAAAAAAAAUCAUAUUAGCUCCACCGACACCUCUUAUUACUGAGCCUUUAUCUCGUAAAGUAACAGGUUCUGACGAUAUGAAUAUGGUUUGCAGUUUACAAAGAUCGUUUUAUUCUGGACGAGAUAGCUCCACUGUUCUACUAUCGAUUUCUAUAAAAAAUCCAAAACAAAAACAAAUUCAAUCAGUAGUAGCACAAUUAAUGCAAGUUGUUUCAUUAAAUGAAAUAAAAUUUGAAAAUGAAAUUUUUACAAAUCAACUGAAAGAAAUAAAUGAAAAUACACAAGAAAGUCUCAUAAAUACAACAUGUGAAUUAAAUUUACCAUCCAAUUUACCACCAACAUAUAUUCCAAAUGGAAAUGGUCAACCCGAUAAUGUUCCAUGCAUUUCUAUUACAUAUGCACUACGUUUAACAACUCAAAUACAAAGUACAACUAAGUCUAAUCUUCAUUUAACUGUGCCUAUUGGUAUUGAAUAA